AUGUUCACUGCACUAGUCGUGGCAUUCGAGACAACAGUCGUGUUGGUGAAGUGGGCCGUCGCUGUCGUGUUGCUAAAUAUCUGUCGGCGAACAACAUUGGGGUUUAUAAUUGCUCGUGGAGUGAUACGCGACGCCCCUGGCGUUCCGGGUGUUCCUGGCGUUCCUGGCGUUCCGGGGGAUACACGUGCAGAUGUUGUAGGCAAAGUCACGAGGGUAGCUGGUGUGGUGGGCGAGGCUGUGGUGACUGUGGUACGCUCUCUAGUGCUGGUUGGUACGAGGGGCGUCGAUGUUCGGGUCUGGGUUAUGGUCUCAGUCAGGGUGUUGGUGCUGGUUCUGGUGGAUGAGGCUGUCACGCUGCCACUUGGGGAGACUACUCCAGAGUGGCUCGUUGAGGCUGUCACGCUACCACUUGGGGAGACUACUCCAGAGUGGCUCGUUGAGGCUGUCACGCUACCACUUGGGGAGACUGCGCCAGAGGUGGUCGUUGAGGCUGUCGCGCUACCACUUGGAGAUACUCCGCCAGCACCUCCUCCAGCACCUCCUCCGGGACCUCCUCCGGGACCUUCAGUGGGGCAAGGACAACCCGUUGGUCCCGAGCCUACACCAGAUGUGACAGUGACGGUGGUGGUGCUCACUAUGGCGGCAGGACAAGUAACCGUCACUGGUACCACCGUCGUCUCCUUGGAUGUAGAACAAGUGGGACAAGCCGGUGGAGAAGGAGUGGGACAAACCAGUCCUCCGGUUCCAGUGGCAACGCUGGUAACGCUGGGAGAUAGGGAAGGAGGCACACUACCGCCUCCAGUUGGAGAUGUGUGGAUAGUGCUUGGCUGCUCACUAGUAGAGGGAGAAGUCUGA
Messenger RNA from Penicillium samsonianum, 855 nucleotides. RefSeq lists its product as uncharacterized. The coding region runs from base 1 to 855 and encodes 284 amino acids. NCBI's taxonomy places the organism in Eukaryota, Fungi, Ascomycota, Eurotiomycetes, Eurotiales, Aspergillaceae. The record is from RefSeq and is a predicted model, not a curated record. The transcript has a single exon.